GCCGGUGGAGACAGGUAGGGAGGCGGAGGGACGGGAAGCCUGCGAACGCCCAGCGGCUGGGGCAGCGCACCCCGGGGAUUCUGCAGGAAAUUGCUCGCCUGGCUCACGGCGACUGCGGUGUCGGAGAAAGUGGGGGACCGCAGAGGAGACCCGCCCCGGCUCGCUCUCCCGAGGCUGAGAUGCGGCUGCUCCUGCUCGUGCCACUGCUGCUCGCUCCAGCGCCCGGGUCCUCGGCUCCCAAAGUGAGGCGGCAGAGUGACACCUGGGGACCUUGGGGCCAGUGGAGCCCCUGCAGCCGGACCUGUGGAGGGGGCAUCAGCUUCCAGGAGCGCCCCUGCUACUCCCAGAGGAGAGAUGGAGGCUCCAGCUGCGUGGGCCCCGCCCGGAGCCACCGCUCUUGUCGCACGGAGCAGAGCUGCCCCGACGGCGCCCGUGAUUUCCGGGCCGAGCAGUGCGCAGAGUUCGAUGGCGUGGAGUUCCAGGGGCGGCGGUACCGGUGGCUGCCCUAUUACGGCGCCCCAAACAAGUGUGAACUGAACUGCAUUCCCAAGGGAGAGAACUUCUACUACAAGCACAGGGAGGCCGUGGUCGAUGGGACACCCUGCGAGCCUGGCAAGAGGGACAUGUGUGUGGACGGCCGCUGCCGGGCUGUCGGCUGUGACCACCAGCUGGACUCGUCCAAGCAGGAGGACAAGUGUCUGCAGUGCGGGGGUGACGGCACGACCUGCUACCCCGUCACAGGCACCUUUGACGCUAAUGACCUCAGCCGAGGCUACAACCAAAUCCUCAUAGUUCCCGUGGGUGCCACCAGCAUCCUCAUCGAGGAGGCUGCUGCCAGCAGGAACUUUCUGGCCGUGAAGAAUGUUCAUGGGGAAUACUACCUCAAUGGGCACUGGACCAUCGAGGCGGCCCGGGCCCUGCCAGCAGCUAGCACCAUCCUGCAUUACGAGCGGGGUGCUGAGGGGGACCUUGCCCCGGAGCGGCUCCAUGCCCGGGGCCCCACCUCGGAGCCCCUGGUCAUUGAGCUCAUCAGUCAGGAGCCCAACCCCGGCGUGCACUACGAGUACCACCUGCCUCUGCGCCACCCCGUCCCCGGCUUCAGCUGGAGCCACGGUUCCUGGAGUGACUGCAGCGUGGAGUGUGGUGGAGGUCACCAGUCCCGCCGGGUGUUCUGUACCAUUGACCACGAGGCCUACCCGGACCACAUGUGCCAGCGCCAGCCACGGCCGGCCAACCGCCGCUCCUGCAACCUUCACCCUUGCCCGGAGACCAAGCGGACCUCUUACCUGCACCGGCCUGGAGCGUGGCACCUUGCUGGGGCCCGGCGAGUAUGUGGGAACAGCUGGAAGGCAGGGCCGUGGGGGUCCUGCUCGGCCUCCUGCGGAGGAGGCUCCCAGUCCCGCUUGGUGUACUGCAUCUCGUCUGACGGGGCUGGUGUCCAGGAGGCCGUGGAGGAGGCCGAGUGUGCCGGGCUGCCUGGGAAGCCCCCUGCCGUGCAGGCCUGCAGCCUGCAGCGCUGCGCUGCCUGGAGCCCAGAGCCCUGGGGAGAGUGUUCUGUCAGCUGCGGUAUCGGCGUCCGGAGGCGGAGUGUCACCUGCCGGGGUGACGGGGGUUCUUUGCUCCAUACUGCAGCAUGCCCUUUGGAAGACCGGCCACCUCUCACUGAGCCCUGUGUGCAGGAGGACUGCCCCCUCCUCAGUGACCAGGCCUGGCAUGUUGGCGCCUGGGGUCUAUGCUCCAAGAGCUGCAGCUCGGGCACUCGGAGGCGACAGGUCAUCUGUGCCAUUGGGCCGCCCAGCCACUGUGUCAGCCUGCAGCACUCCAAGCCUGUGGACGUGGAGCCUUGUAACACGCAGCCCUGUCAUCUUCCCCAGGAGGACCCCAGCAUGCAGGAUGUGCACAACCCCACCAGCAGCCCCCAGAUGCCUUUGGGCCGUCGGGAGUCCCCUGCCUCAGACUCCAGAGGCCAGUGGUGGACAGCCCAAGAACACCCCUCAGCCCGGGGUGACCCCAGAGGUGACCAGGGUACCCACCUGUCAGCCCUGGGCCCCGCUCCCUCUCUGCAGCAGUCCUCAUACCAGCAACCCCUGCAGUCUGCCUCAGGGCCCCAUGACUGCAGACACAGUCCUCAUGGCUGCUGCCCCGAUGGCCACACAGUGUCUCUCGGGCCACAGUGGCAAGGCUGCCCUGCAGCCGCCUGUCAGCAGAGCAGGUACGGGUGCUGCCCUGAUGGCGUAUCUGUUGCUGAGGGGCCCCAUCAUGCUGGCUGCACAAGGUCAUAUGGUGGAGACAGCGCUGGGAACAGGCCCAGGUCAAGGGCAGUGGCUUCUACAGUCCACCACACCCACCGGCCCCAGGCCCAGCAGAAUGAGCCCACUGAGUGCCGGGGCUCCCAGUUUGGCUGUUGCUAUGACAACGUGGCCUCUGCAGCUGGUCCUCUUGGGGAAGGCUGUGUGGGCCAGCCUAGUCAUGCCUAUCCCGUGCGGUGCCUGCUGCCCAGCGCCCACGGCUCUUGUGCCGACUGGGCUGCCCGCUGGUACUUCGUCGCCUCUGUGGGCCGAUGUAACCGCUUCUGGUAUGGCGGCUGUCAUGGCAAUGCCAAUAACUUUGCCUCGGAGCAAGACUGUAUGAGCAGCUGCCAGCCUCUCCACGGGCCCCGUCAUCCCCAGCCUGGGGCCUCUGGCCAGAGCACCCACACAGAUGGUGGCGGUAGCAGUGGCAGUCCUGCAGGCCAGCAGGAACCCAGCCAGCACAGGACAGGGACUGCAGUGCAGAGAAAGCCCUGGCCUUCUGGUGGUCUCUGGCGGCAAGACCAAAAGCCUGGGCCAGGGGAGGUCCCCCCCAGGCAGGCCUUUGGAGAAUGGCCUCGGGAGCAGGAGCUUGAGACCAGAGUCCCUGGACUGGGCGGAGAUGCCGGAUGGCCAGUGCCACACUUCCAUAGCUCCUCCUACAGGAUUAGCUUGGCGGGUAGAGAGCCCUCCUUGGUGCAGGCGGCUCUGGGACAGUUGGUGCGGCUCUCCUGCCCAGACAACACUGCCCCAGAAUUCCAGGCUGCCUGGCAGAAAGAGGGCCAGCCCAUCUCCUCUGACAGGCACAGGCUGCAACCUGACGGCUCCCUGAUCAUCCACCCCCUGCAGGCAGAGGACUCGGGCACCUACAGCUGUGGCAGCACCCGGCCAGGUCACAACUCGAAGAAGAUCCAGCUUCACAUCAUAGGGGGUGACAUGGCCGUGCUGUCUGAGGCUGAGUUGAGCCGCUUCUCUCAGCCCAGGAAUCCACCUCAGGACUUCAGCCAAGGUGGCGCUGCUGGGGUCCUGGGGGUCAUCCCCUCCUCACACCCACAGCCUGCACACUGGCUGCGUUUGGACCAGAACCAGCCCCAGGUGGUGGACACGAGUCCAGGCCAGCAGAUCCGGCUGACCUGCCGCGCCGAAGGCUUCCCACCCCCAGCCAUUGAGUGGCAGAGAGAUGGGCACCCUGUCACUUCUCCCAGACACCAGCUGCAGCCUGAUGGCUCCCUGUCCAUCAGCCACGUGGCUGUAGAAGACAGCGGCUUUUAUACCUGUGUCGCUUUCAACGGGCAGGACCGAGACCAGCGAUGGGUCCAGCUCAGAGUUCUGGGGGAGCUGACAAUCUCAGGAAUGCCCCCUACUGUGACAGUGCCUGAAGGUGACACUGCCAGGCUGUUGUGUGUGGUAGCAGGAGAAAGUGUGAACAUCAGGUGGUCCAGGAAUGGGCUACCUGUGCAAGCUGAUGGCCAUCGUGUCCACCAGUCCCCAGAUGGCACACUGCUGAUUUACAACUUGCGGGCCAAGGAUGAGGGCUCCUACACAUGCAGCGCCUACCGGGGGAGCCAGGCAGUCAGCCACAGCACCGAGGUGAAGGUGGUCUCACCAGCACCCACUGCCCAGCCCAGGGACCCUGGGAGGGAAUGCAUCGACCAGCCAGAGCUGGCCAACUGUGAUUUGAUCCUGCAGGCCCAGCUCUGUGGCAAUGAGUAUUACUCCAGCUUCUGCUGUGCCAGCUGUUCCCGUUUCCAGCCUCACGCUCAGCCCAUCUGGCAGUAGGGAUGAAGGCCAGCUCCAGCCCCAAUCCAAAAUAGUUCACAGGGCUGGGGAGAAAGGAAGAUGGACUCUUGGCUUCCUCUCUGGCUGGCAAACAAGACUUAUCAUCUGGAAUACAUUAGCCCUUUCAAAAACCUACCCAGUGUUUAGCCUGAACAGCAGCAAGUGCCAGCUUCCCUCUGUAGCUUUCAGCAGUGUUUGCAUCUCUGACAUCAACAUAGGCUGCUGUUGUCUAGAAAAGCAAUCUGUUUGAUUAAGAACAACCUUUACUUUUUACAGGUUUCCUUUAUAAUUUCUGUUAGAUAGGACUAGUCUAAUGCAUUUUUUUUUUUUUUUUUUUUUUUGAGACAGAGUUUCACUCUUGCUGCCCAGGCUGGAGUGCAAUGGUGUCAUCUUGCCUCACUGUUAACGUCUGCCUGCCAGGGUCAGGUGAUUCUCCUGUGUCAGCUUCUCAAGUAGGUGGGAUUACAGAUGCCCCACCAGCACACCUGGCUAAUUUUAUAUUUUUAGUAGAGUUGGGGUUUCACCAUGUUGGCCAGGCUGGUCUCAAGCUCCUGACUUCAGGUGAUCUGCCCGCCUUGGCCUCCCAAAGCGCUGGGAUUAUAGGUGUGAGCCACCACGUUCGGUUCAGCCAUGAAUGUGUUUUUUUCCCCGAGACUGAGUUUUGCUCCUGUUGCCCAGGCUGGAGUACAAUGGCGCAAUCUCGGCUCACUGCAACCUCUGCCUCCCAGGUUCAAGUGAUUCUCCUGCCUCAGCCUCCUGCGUAGCUGGGACUACAGGCAUGCGCCACCACACAUGGCUAAUUUUGUAUUUUUAGUAGACAUGGGGAUUCUCCAUGUUGGUCAGGCUGGUCACAAACUCCUGACCUCAGGUGAUCCGCCUGCCUUGGCCUCCCAAAAUGCUGGGAUUACAGGCAUGAGCUCCCAUGCCUGGCCCAUCAAUGGUGUUUUAAAACUAGCUAUCAGGGCUCCACUUGAUUUAAAGCUGGGCAGGGACAUGUGUAAUGAUUUCAAAGUUAACACCCAUUUUAUAAGGGCAAUGCCAACUCCUGCUGUAUCAGGAAAGUAUUCUGUGCUAGAACCAACCAUAGUUCAUUGUUCUAGUCUCUUUCACCCUUCUAGGCAGUGCUGCAAUCAGCUCUAAAUCCAGUGCAGAAGGUUAACAGCAUAACCCUUGUUGGCAAAAUGGAAUAGAUGUAAGACCUCAAAUAGCGAUUUGGGAUGAAACAGCUGCAGGUAGCACUGCUACCAGAGCAUGAAAGAACUGGAAAAGCUCCUUACAUCAUCGAGAAUGUUGGACCUUGAAGGACGCAAAGCUGGCUGUGAAGGUUCAUCCGACACCUGUAUAAAGCUGACCAGCCUGCUCUGUACAGUGACCAUGAAGAGCCCCUCUCUUCCUUAAGUAGGAAUCUGAAGAAAAAUUCUUGCUGCCAGAGAAAAAUCAGACUGUUAUUAAAAACAGCAUUAGCAGGAUGGAGAUACCAAUGGGGAAGGGUUGUGGGCAAUGUAGUAACAGGGAAAUGGUUUCAGAAAUGGCUCGAGUUGGAAGACAUUCUUCAUCUCUCAGAACCUCUAAUUCUUUUUGCUAAAACAAGAGGCAUGAAUUCUAUGAGCUUCCAAGUCCCUUUCCACUUUAACCUUCUACAAAUCUUCCAGAGGACUGCCUAGUAGCAAAGGUUAUUCCUGGACACAGGAAAGACAGGCAUUAUAGGGACCAAAGCUCUGAAAGGUGACUUUUAUUACCAACACACUGGAUGGAAAAGGGACAAACCACAUCAUGGGUGAGUGAUGCUUCUCAGUCUGCUAUUCAUUCAACAAAAGGAAACGUAGGCUGGGGCAGAGGUCUUUUUUAAGCUAAUAGUGGAAAAAUACUGAAGAGCAUCCACGUUCACUUACCAUGGCUGAUUUUGCCAUAGAAAUUGGAAAAUAAAGGCCACUUUCUUGGAGUUCCCAGUUUAAUUAAAUCAGAAUUUGGCCUAUUGGUAUAAACACAUCACAAGGUAAGUUUGAGGUUAACUAGCAGCUAACUAGCUCUAAUAACAGAAUCAGUCACAAAAUAGUGGGCUAAGAUUAGAGGUAUAACUCAUUCUAGGCCAGUGGGUCACAACUUUUUACCACACUGUGAGUUUAAAAAAAACACUGAAACCCCGUCUCUACUAAAAA
This is a messenger RNA of Saimiri boliviensis boliviensis (Bolivian squirrel monkey), 6226 nucleotides long. It is a transcript of the gene PAPLN, whose product is annotated as papilin, proteoglycan like sulfated glycoprotein. The record is from RefSeq and is a predicted model, not a curated record. Lineage: Eukaryota; Metazoa; Chordata; Mammalia; Primates; Cebidae. Gene Ontology annotation, biological process: proteolysis; extracellular matrix organization. Gene Ontology annotation, cellular component: extracellular matrix. Gene Ontology annotation, molecular function: serine-type endopeptidase inhibitor activity; metalloendopeptidase activity.